CUUUACUCUAGUCGGAUGUUAUUUUAACGUUUCAAAAGUCUUGAACAGUAGACCUCUUUGAGGGCUUUAGCGGUGUAUAAAUUUUAUGAACUAAAAUAAAUAAAUUCGAGGAAGAAUCACAACAGCACCGCAGCCCCAUAAACACUAACAAGCAACCUUAGCAAAACCCAAACAGCAAACAAAGCAAUACAAACCCACCCAAUUAGCAGAUCACGACAACCUCAUCAAUCCCCUUCCCUAGAUCACAUCGGUGGGUUCAUGCUCCCUCCAAGCGUUACUCAAUAUUUCUCCUCCCACGUUGCAGAGCAGUAGCGAAACACAUCGGGGAAAUGGUGGCAAAUGUUUGACCUGCUUUUGCAAGUUGACCCAGAUGCCGCUUGUUUCUUGCUGCUGCUGGGGCUGCAGAUGCGGCUUUGCAGAGAUCGGCCACUUCCUCCUUGUGCUCUAGAGUCUAGAGAUCUCCUUAGCUCCUCCUUCCCCCUUCCUCCCGCCCCCCUGAAGAUGGCAGCGGCAGCAGCAACAGCAGCGAGCUGGCUGAAAGGUCCUCGGGGUGUUUUCAGGACGCUGGUGCGCUCCUCGCUUUCUUCUUCCUCUUCCUCUUCCUCUUGGUCAGGUGGGUGCCUCUCACGCCAAGGAGAAAAAGGGAGGGCAGGGAGCUUUUGCACAACUGAGGUUUGCAAAAAGGCUCCUCCUUUCAAGGGAUCUGUGCAUUCAUCCUGAUCCGCUUGCAUCAAAGCUUAGGCGGCGGCUGGGUUCUGGAUUUGGAGAUUUAUUAGAUGGUGUUGGCAUCUAUGGUGCAAAAAUCCUCAAAGAUUUCUGGGAGCUGUAGUUCGUUAAAGGGGUGCCAGGAAUUGUAGCGCUGUGAGGGGUAAGCUGCAGGGUUCUUUGAGGGAAGGGGAGUGCUUUAAAUGUAUACACAACCACAGACCGAGGGCACCCCAAACAGGAAUGCUCUGCUAUGUAAAGAGUCUUAUGCUGUCUGCAAUUUUACGUUUGCGCACACACUCACAUGCACAUACACAAUUGGUCUGAGAGCAUCAGCUGCAGAAGCUAAGCAGUUUUGUGCUUCAUCAGUCCUUGGAUGAGAGAUCAUGCCAUGUAAGAGCAGGAUUUAAGUAUAAGUUAUCAUUUUUCUCCCCAAACAAUUUUUUUAAAAACAGUAUAACCAAUCUUUUUUCCCUUCUCCGAUGGUGUUUGUGCAUUUGCAAAUCUCACAGUGCGCCUUGAGCAUGCUGAUUCCUUCCUCUUGAUUCUUGGUGAUCCCAUUUUUGCUGCAUUUCGGUCGGCACACAACACCUGUGUUCAUGAUUGGAGGGAAUAAUAGGGGGUUGGACUAGAUGUUCCUCAGGGUCCCUCCCCACUCUGAUUCCAACUUUUGAAUUAUGCUUUGGGAAAAUGGCUACCCCAAGGGAGUCCCACAGAAGGGCAAAACCCGCCUUUUAAGGCACUGAGGGCCACUCCCAACAUCCUGUCUGAUGCUUAUGCAUGAUGAUUUGUACUUAUCAUGGCCGUGUCAGGGCAAUUGUAUGCAAUCCAGCUUUCAAUACAGUUUGAGCCUGCAAAAGUCCUGGGGCAGCCACACUGCUUCUUCCCAAAUCGGCGCAUAAUGCUGCAACCUUCUGCUUGAAUCCUGUAACUUUUUUAAUAUCACAAAUCUUCUGGUUUAUUUUUGUCCUGCAAUGAGGACAAAUAAUAAAUUUGAAUAUACAUCAAAUAAUAAAUGUCCUGCUUUUGUGACAGGGGGUUGGACUAGAUGACCGUUGGGGUCCCUUCCAACUACGGUUCUAAGUCACAAAAAAGGGCUGGUUAAUGCCAAGGGAGUAAACCACCUUGGAUUCAACUUCUGAGUAAAUGUGCUUAGGACUGCGCUCUGGAGAAUACCCUGUGUGUUUAGUUUUAAUUUGUUUUAAUUUUCAAUGCAAAAUUACAACAAAAAUUACAAACACUGAAUCCAAAAUAAAACAGUACAAACAAAGAAAAAAACACAAGAGAAAAAAGAACACAAAAAAAACACAAGAAAAAAACAACAACACACAUCUACAAAUAAAACCGUAUCGUCAUUCUAAAUCAUUAUGUACAUAUACACAUAUUGAUUUCCUUCCUCUGUUCUAAAACCUCAAAAUUUUUACUCUUUCUAAAUUGUUGUGUCUAAUGUAGAUUACCUCUAUCUUUAUAUUUUUUGCACCAUUUUUCUCUUUUGUUAACCCUGCAAAGCUUUGUUCGUUACAUACCGGUAUGUGUUUAGUUUUAAAUUUUUGUGGGGUCAGAGAAAGACAAGGCGAGCUGAGGUCCAGCAAAUAUGUGGCCUCGCAGUUGACACACUGCACCUUCUGCCUCCAUCCAUCUUCCAGAUGAUCUCCUUCGGCAAAUGGACCGGCGUGACGCCUGGGACCGCUUCUACACCGCUAAGGAGAAAGGAGCUUUGUGUCCUGGCCACUUUGACUGGUUCUUCUCCUACGAAGAUGUCUCAGGGUUCCUGCUCUCCUUCCUUCAGAGCUCGCCGGCCGGCCAGACCCAAAUACUAGACGUUGGCUGCGGCACAUCCGCUUUAAGCCUGGGGCUCUUUCGAGACUCGCCCCGGCAACUUCACAUCUCGUGUUUGGAUUUCUCCCCUCCAGCCAUUGACUCCCUGCAACAGCUGGUGAGGGAGAGCCCCCCACCGGGGCACCCUCUUUCUGAACUGCACUGCUACCUGGCCGAUGCCACUGCCUUGACCAGCACCUUCAAGGAGGGAUCGUUCCACCUCAUACUCGACAAGGGAACCUGUGAUACGCUGCUGCGAUGCCCCCAGGGCCCGGGCAGAGCCAAGACGUUGGUGUCAGAGUGCCUGAGGGUGCUGAGGCCCACGGGGAACCUGCUUCAGUUUUCCGAUGAGGAUCCGGACGCCAGGGUGCCGUUUUUGGAACAGGCAGGGGGGGUGAAAGUUACCGUGAAGGAAAUUGCGCAUAUCGGUGGCAUCUGUUACUAUGCUUACAUACUAAGCCCAGACUCUUCAGGGACCAGUGGAGCUGUCAAAUAGAAGAAAAAUUGUAUCCUAUGGGGUGAAGUAAAACCUUCGAGGCCAGCUGGGGCUUAGAAAUUGGGUGCUAGCUAAUGCUCUUCAAGCAAUCGAUCGUGUAGUGUGGCAGCAUCUGCUCUCUGGAACUCCCUGCCACUUGAUCUUAGGCAGACGCCUCUGUUGUGCUGUUUUUGACGUCUGCUAAAAACUUUUCUGUGCAAGCAAGCCUACCCAGGGAAGAAAGCGCUGGAGGCAGAAAACAACAGGAAUGGCAAAAGGGAAUGAAAAUGAGCCGGUUUGAGAGUUAUUCUCAUUUAUUACAUUUCUCAUCCACCCUUCACCAUCAGGUUCCAGGGCGGGUUACAACAGUUUAAAAAUACGUUAUUUUAAAAUAAGUUAAAACAGAUGACAGUCAAGAGAAUAGGAUGGGUUCUAAGAUAUACAUACCAGUAUAUCUGAGGUGUCAAAGAGGUUAAACUUCAGCAUAUGACAAAAAUUACAUAAUGCAGGUGCCAUACACAGCUCUGUGGGGAGGAAUUCCACAAUAGAGGGGCUGCCAAGGAAAAUGCCCUCGCCCAGGCCUCCACCACCCCAAAUUUGUGAGGGUGGUGGAACUACCAACAGGGCCCCUUUGCCAAUCCUAACACUCAAGAGGCAGCCAUUCAGAUACCAGUUAUUUGGGGCCUAAGUAAUUGAGAACUCCAGACCUUAACCCGGCUGCUGCAUUUUGGACCAUUUGAAGUUUCCAAAUUAUCUUCAAGGGCAGCCCCGCAUGCAGUGUGUUGCAGUAAUCCAGCUGGAAGUUACCAGAGUGCAGAAUACAGUGGCCAAGCAAUUUCUGUCCAAAAGCUGGCAAACCAGCUGAAGCUCGAAAUAAGUAUCUGAAGCUUCAUUGACAGGGCUGGAUCCAGGAGUUACCCUCAAGCUACAGACCUGCUCCUUCCAGCUGCAUGUAUAUAGAUUUAGCCGCAGGCAAAAAACCAAGGAUGGAGAACCCCUUUCAAUUUGAGGGCCACGUUCUCUUUUAGACAGCCUUUUGGGGGCCUCAGGGGGAAAUAGGUGUGUCUGAGGAGCAGAGGUGCCUGGAAAGAGUCCCAAGGGCCAGACAGAGCUUUGGCUUGAGAUGUGAAGGCCGGGGGGGGGAUGUUUCUUUAAAAAAUAUUAUUAUUCCAUGUGUUUUUUUUCUCCCAAGCCUUCACAUUUCUAGAUCUAGAGAGUCACAUUUGGCUCUCCUGCUCCAGUUUAAGCCAAGAGCUAAAUGGAAAAGGAGGUGGCACCAUGUAGGAAUUGUGGGAAGGCGCUUCAGGCCUAAUCCUCCGCUGACAGACGCUCAUCCCACUUGAUAGAAUGACACUGAAGUCACCAUUUCCAUGUUUGUCUUCAGGUCCCUUUGCCUGGGAAAGCGGAAAUGACGGAGAUAGGAUGUUUGUGUUACUGUGUUCCGUGAAGUGGGCUAGAGAGAGAGAGAGGGAGGGAGCCAUGUUGCAGUGCUCCGCGUGUGUUUAUAUGUAAAUAAGUGGAUUAGCCAAAAUGCGGAGUUGCUGAGGUCUGUUACGCAAGCUGCGAAGACUCUGCGGAUCCCUAAGUGUGCCGGUGUCUGUUGGCAUCGGUCGCUGUGAUGUUCGGGCUGAAGAAAGCUUCUGAAGCUCCCAAACGAUCGACCAGGAGGGAGAGAACAUGCCAGUCGGGCCUGUGUCUCUGCCAGGGUCCUACUCGAGUGUAGGACGAGCUCCUGACAUCUGCUACCCCUCUGAGAGACACCUCGAAACAAAACAGCAGGAUGCUACUUUUGCUUCUUUCCAAGGCGAUGCCCCAGA
Podarcis lilfordi (Lilford's wall lizard) is the source of this 4815-nucleotide messenger RNA. The record is from the annotation of a GenBank genome assembly. NCBI's taxonomy places the organism in Eukaryota, Metazoa, Chordata, Lepidosauria, Squamata, Lacertidae.